CCGUAUUUUACAGAUGCGUUGAACCGAACACUACGAUGGAAGCUGAAAAAUUGAGAGAUAUUGUACUCAACGCUCAGCAGCCAUACGUGAUAACGAAAAAGAAGUUACCGUGGAACUGUUUCGAAUUAACUUUGGAAGAGUGGUGCCAUUUGUUUGAUAGCUCCAGCAAAGAUCUAACACCCUUUGCUGGAAGCACAUUGGUCGGUGUGGAAAACCAAGUAUAUCAUACUGUUUUAGAACCUGGCAUGGCGCUAAUCGUCCCACCAAAAUGGUGGCAUUUUGUGGAAAAUCUCGAACCGUCCCUUAAUUUCAAUACCUGGUUAAGUUUGGAAAAGGAUGUUGAUUCGCAUAUAUCGGAGUGCAUUACGAAAAUAUUAGUUCAAGACAUCUGCAAUGGACUUCCCAAAGAUAUGCACCAAUUUGUAUUGAAUCCAAAUGAGGACGAAAUUUUGUCACAAAGUAGCAUCGAUGAAUCGUACGAAAUACUGAAUUAUCUACUUAACUUGAAGCGGACUAACAAGCAGCUCUGCUCAGAUUUGAAAAGGUAUCCUUCUGGAUACAUCAGCAGCGACGAAUUCGGUAAAUUGGUCGAAGCUUGUGAAUCAGAAGUAAAAGCUGUCCCUCUUCUUGAUCCCUGUGAUUUUUUCCAUAUGAUGAAGAAAAAUAGUUCUCGCUAUGAUCCAGCCCUUGACCUCCAGUAUACCGCAAGUCAAACGGAGCGUUUGGAUAGAAUAAGCAAUGUGAUCAAUAUAAAUUGUGAUCCGGAUACAGUUGCGCAUAUUGAAAAGAUGUUAUAAUGUACAUUAUGUGUAAAACAUAAAUAGACAAAGAAGAUUAGGCAGUUAUGACUUUAUAUCGAGGAGUAGUUUAAUUAAACGGACUUCUUGUAAACAUGUUGUUUUCUAUUCGU
Molecule: messenger RNA, 910 nt
Organism: Anopheles coustani
Lineage: Eukaryota; Metazoa; Arthropoda; Insecta; Diptera; Culicidae
Gene: HSPBAP1
Exons: 4
Coding region: 36-797 (253 amino acids)
Source: RefSeq, a predicted model, not a curated record